UCUGAAGAAGACGAGGCUGAUCAAGAGGAGGCUCCUGCAAAGAAGAAUGAGGAGGCUGACACAGAUGAAGAUGAGGAUACUGGUGAUGAUGAUAACGAUGACGAAGGGCACGAAGUCCACGGUUCUGAAGAAGAUGAGGAGGACGAAGAUGAGGAUGACCAUAAGGAGGCUCCUGCAAAGAAGAAUGGAGAGGCUGAUGAUGAUGAGGCUGAAGUGUCUGAUGAUGAGGAGGGGGAGGAAGAGGAGGAGGACGAGGAUGAGGACAGAGAAUAAGUGCGGGAAGAUUACAUGUGUCGACAGAGAUUUCACCUCCAGCCUUUCCUUUGGUCUGGGCAACAUCAACAAUAUCUGA
This is a messenger RNA of Dibothriocephalus latus, 352 nucleotides long. The record is from the annotation of a GenBank genome assembly. Lineage: Eukaryota; Metazoa; Platyhelminthes; Cestoda; Diphyllobothriidea; Diphyllobothriidae.